Emiliania huxleyi CCMP1516 is the source of this 1432-nucleotide messenger RNA. RefSeq lists its product as hypothetical. Gene Ontology annotation, cellular component: spliceosomal complex. Gene Ontology annotation, molecular function: pre-mRNA 3'-splice site binding. NCBI's taxonomy places the organism in Eukaryota, Haptophyta, Isochrysidales, Noelaerhabdaceae. The annotation marks the transcript as partial. The transcript has 4 exons. The record is from RefSeq and is a predicted model, not a curated record. Gene Ontology annotation, biological process: mRNA splicing, via spliceosome.
CGGACGCCGCUCGAGAGGCUCGACGGGCCCAAGACGUGAAACACCGGCUCUCUUUGCAGUGUGCCCCAUGAGCGGCCUCAAAUCGAGCGAGGACCGCCGGCGCGAGAGGGAGCUCGAGGAAGCGCGCAAGGCGGGAACCAUCCCGGCCGAGCGCGAUGCCGAUGGCAACGAGAUCAACCCGCACAUCCCGCAGUUUAUGGCGCAGGCUCCGUGGUACCUCAACGCCGAGGGGCCCGGCCUGAAGCACCAGAAGAACCUCAAGCAGAAAGGGCAAGUCGCGAGCGCCACCGACUUCAAGCCGCGCGGACAGAAGGCCGGCCCCGCCGCAACCUACUUCCGCAAGGGCGCCUGCACCAACUGCGGCGCGAUGACGCACUCCACCAAGGACUGCGUCGAGCGGCCCCGCAAGAAGGGCGCAAGGUACUCUGGCAAGGACAUCAAGCCGGACGAGGUGACGGUCGACAUGGCGUACGACUACGCGGGCAAGCGCGACCACUGGGCGCAGUUCGACCCGGCCGCGCACAUGGACAAGAUCCGAGCCCACGAGGCGGAGGCCGAGGUGCGGCGCAAGGCCGCCCAGCAAAAGAAGCUCGGAGAGCUGGCGGCGCGCGAGCGGAAGCGCGAGCGCAGGGGCAAGGGCAAGGAGGGGGGCGAGGGCGACUCGGCGACCGACACCGACACGGACGGCAGCGUGGGUCCGUCGGACGACGAGAAGGUAGACGAGGCGGAGCAGGUCAUCAUCGGGCAGGACGUCAAGGCGCCGGCCGGCAAGGCGAAGGCGUCGGUGCGCAACCUGCGCAUCCGCGAGGACACGGCCAAGUACCUGCUCAACCUCGACGUCAACUCGGCCUACUACGACCCGAAGACGCGCUCCAUGCGCGACAACCCGCUGCGCGGCUCCGCCCUCGCGGACGCGUCGACCUUUGCGGGCGACAACUUCCAGCGCGCGACCGGCGACGCGGUUCAGAUGGCGCAGCUGCAGCUGUACGAGUUUGAGGCGUACGAGAAGGGCCAGUCGAUGCAGAUGAACGCCGACCCGACGACGGUCGAGAUGAUGAACAAGAUCUACCGCGAGAAGAAGGAGAAGCUCAAGGACACGCGCUCAAACAAGAUCCUCGAAAAGUACGGAGGGCAGCAGCACCUGGCCGCACCGCCCAAGGAGCUGCUCUUCGCGCAGACAGAGGACUACGUCGAGUACGACCGCUCGGGCGGGCUGCGCGCGGGCAAGGAGAAGGCGGUCGCCAAGUCGCGCUACGAGGAGGACGUCCUCGAGCAAAACCACCUCGCCGUCUGGGGCUCCCACUUCGACACGACGACCUUUCGCUGGGGCUACGCCGACGACCACUCGACGCUGCGCAACUCGUACUCGACGGGCGCGGCGGGCAGGCGCGCGAGGGAGAUGGCGGCGGCGGCGCUCUCCGCGCCGGCCGCC